AGAACAUUAUAUGGUCAAAAAAUGGUCUUUGAUAGUCUCGAUUGCAAAUGCUAUCCAUUAGCUCGAAAGGAUGAUACCAUCGUUGAAGAUUUCCAUGGGAUAAAGGCAAAUCCUGAUUCUGCCGAAACCAAAGAAUUCGUUAACAGAGUUAACAGCAUUUCGGAACGGUUUUUUAAAGGUUCAUCCAUUCGGGAAAAAAUUCGCAAAAGAUUAACACAACUAUGGAAUUAUGAAAAAUAUUAUUGUCCAUCGAAGAGAGGCAAAUAUUACUAUUAUUAUUACAAUACUGGGCUGCUAAAUCAGAACGUACUUUACCAACAAAAUAAUAUUAAUGAAAAGGGCCACGUUUUUUUGGAUCCCAAUAAAUUUUCUGAUGAUGGCACAGUUUCUAUUCGUAUCCAGUGCUUCUCAAAAGACGGUUCUAUCUUGGCAUUUGGUUUAUCGGAAAAAGGAAGUGAUUGGGUGACACUUCGAUUCCGAACUGCCGAAGGAGUGGAUGUGAAGGAUGUUGUGAAGGGAGUUAAAUAUAGUGGUCUCGCUUGGAUGCCUGACAAUAGCGGUGUUUUUUAUUCAGCUUAUCCCGAUUAUAAAGGUGCUUUGGAGGGAUGCGCAGUUGAAAAAAAUGAAUAUCAAUCGCUCUUCUUCCAUAAAAUGGGAACUGCACAAGAGGAUGAUGUUCUUAUUGCAGAUUUUAGAUCCGAUCCCCGUUGUGACCCGACAAAUAUGUUGUAUUAUUACGAUUUAUCAACCUUAGAAAAUAAUGAAAUCAAAGGAAAAUUGGAUCUUCUACCUCUUUUUGAUAAAGCGGACGCUAAAUAUGAGUUUAUCGGUAAUGAUGGAGAUUAUGCGUUUGUUCUUACAAACCACUCUUCACCUAUGUACAAACUUAUUCGAACAAAAUUUUCCACCGUUCAAGUUGGAUUAACAUGGGAAACUAUUAUUAAAGAGAAAGAGAAAUGUAAAUUAGAUUGGGUAAAAUUCGCUGGAAAAGAUCGCUUGAUAGUUGCUUAUUUGGAGGAUGUGAAGACGAAAUUGUAUGUAUAUUGCCCGAAUACUGGUGAACGUUUAUGUCAAAUACCUCUUGAUAUUGGGACAAUUUCUGGUGUAUUCUGCACAAUAUCUGUUAAUGAAUUAUUUCUCUUAUUUGAAUCGUUCUUCACGCCAGGCAUAAUUUAUCAUUGUGAUUUUCAAGGCCUUGAACUAUCGGAACCAUUGAAGCUUAAGGAAAUUCGGCGAAUAAAACUAUCAGAUGUUGAUACCAACGAAUUUUUUGUGAAACAAGUGUUUGCCUCAAAUCGCGAUGGGACUAAGGUGCCGAUGUAUAUUAUGCAUAAUUCUUCGAUCAAAUUGGAUGGUAACGCUCCUACAAUUCUUAAUGGUUAUGGUGGUUUUAACAGAAGCAUACUACCGAAUUUCUCAAUUUCUCGGCUUUUGUUCUUGGAGCACUUUAAUGGUAUUAUUGCGCAAGCUAAUCUUCGAGGUGGCGACGAAUAUGGCGAAAAAUGGCAUGAAGCUGGUAUGCUUGAACGUAAACAGAAUGUUUUUGACGAUUUCAUUGCUUCAGCGGAAUACCUGAUUAACAAUAAAUAUACAUCAUCUGAAAGACUUGCUAUACGUGGCGCUUCAAAUGGUGGGUUGCUAGUUGCUGCAUGUUCUCAACAGCGUCCUGAUUUGUUUGGAGCAGUAGUUAUUGAAGUUGGAGUGCUUGAUAUGUUGCGUUUCCAUAAAUUUGGUAUUGGUGGUGCUUGGAUACCGGAAUAUGGUGAUCCCGAUAAUCCAUCUCAUUUUUGCUUUUUAUAUAAAUACUCACCUUUGCAUAACAUACGUAUGCCACAGGCAAAUCAAUGGCCCUCAACUUUAUUAAUGACUGCCGACCAUGACGACCGCGUAGUGCCAUCGCAUUCACUUAAAUAUAUAGCUCGCCUUUAUGAAGAAAUAUUAAAGCAUGGUGACACCCAAACAAAUCCAGUCCUUAUACGUGUAGAGGUUAAAGCUGGACAUGGUUCUGGAAAGCCAACGAGCAAAUUGAUUGCGCAUUUGGUUGACAUGUUUAGUUUCUUGCAACGCGUUCUCGGAUUGACUUGGAAAGAUAAAUAG
Messenger RNA from Dracunculus medinensis (Guinea worm), 2097 nucleotides. NCBI's taxonomy places the organism in Eukaryota, Metazoa, Nematoda, Chromadorea, Rhabditida, Dracunculidae. The record is from the annotation of a GenBank genome assembly.